AUGGCAGCUGGCACAAAGAUCAAGGGCCCAGUCACCUCCAGGACCAGAUCAGCUGGAUCUCACUCCUCCAGUGAGGAACCAAAGAAUGAUCUUCUACAGAACAAGACCAAAAAGCUAAUGGAUUGCAUGCUCAGCAAGUACAAAAUGAAUGAGCCAUUGAUGAGGAGAGAAAUGAUGAAGGUCAUCAACAAAAGAUUUAAGCAACAAUUCCCUGAGGUCCUUGAAAGUGCCUGCCACCUCUUGGAUGCAGGUUUUUGUCUUGAGUUGGAAGAAGUGCAGCCCAAAGAUAAGUCAUUCAACCUUGUCAGCAAGCUACAUUUCAAUGAUGAUGGGAGUGACCACAGCCACCUGAGAAUUUCCACCAUGGGCAUUCUGAUUCCCAUCCUGAGUUUCAUUUAUUUAAAUGAGCACUGUGCCCCUGAGGAGAAAAUCUGGCUACUCCUGAAUCAAUUAGGCAUUUGUGAUGGGAUCCCUCACAUCAUCCUUGGGGAUGCCAGGAAGGUCAUCACCCAUGAUCUAGUGCAGGAAAAGUACCUGGAGUACCAACAUGUUCCUCAUAGUGACCCACCCACCUAUGAAUUUUUGUGGGGCUCUCAAGCUUUUACUGCAAAGUGCAUGAAAAAAGUCCUGGACUUUGUGGACAAGUACAAUGAACACAUCUCCUGCUGCGAUUCGCCCCCUAUGAAGAUGCCUGGUGGCAAGAGGAAGAAAAAGAAUGACGAGAAAUUAAAUGAUCAUACAACCAAAUUUCUUGGUGAGAGUUGGGGCAUUAUCCACGCAUGA
Molecule: messenger RNA, 783 nt
Organism: Jaculus jaculus (lesser Egyptian jerboa)
Lineage: Eukaryota; Metazoa; Chordata; Mammalia; Rodentia; Dipodidae
Product: melanoma-associated antigen B4-like
Exons: 3
Coding region: 1-783 (260 amino acids)
Biological process (GO): negative regulation of transcription by RNA polymerase II
Cellular component (GO): nucleus
Source: RefSeq, a predicted model, not a curated record